CUCUCUCUUCCCCCACAAUAUAAAUAAGAGACAGGUGCAAGCAGAUGCAGACACAGAGUCAUCCUCCACCGAGACAAGACGGAUAAGAACAAUCUCCACGACAACAACAACUGGUGUAAGAGAGAGAGAGGGAGAGAGAAUCUCUGAUAAUAUGGAGAGAAAAGCCCUCGAGGUCGAGACUAAUCACAAACCCUCCGACGGCAAUGGCGGCUCUGCGGCCGAGGAGUUGCCGGAGAAAGUCGUCUACAGAGGGUGGAAAGUCAUGCCCUUUAUUAUUGGGAAUGAGACAUUCGAGAAGCUGGGGAUAAUAGGGACGUUAUCGAACCUCCUGGUGUAUCUUACGUCAGUCUUUAACAUGAAGAGCAUUACAGCAGCGACUCUCAUCAAUGCCUUCAGUGGCACCAUCAGCUUCGGAACUUUCAUCGCCGCUUUUCUCUGCGACACUUACUUCGGCCGUUACAAGACACUCACUGUCGCUGUCAUCGCUUGUUUUCUGGGAUCACUGGCGAUACAACUAACAGCUGCAAUCCCAUCUCUACACCCAACUCCUUGCGGGACGAAGCAGGGAAGCGAAUGUCAGGGGCCAAAUGCCGGGCAGAUAGCGUUUUUGUUGAUGGGUUUGGGAUUUCUCGUGGUAGGAGCCGGUGGUAUCAGACCAUGCAACUUAGCCUUUGGAGCCGAUCAGUUUAACCCGAAAACCGAGUCAGGGAAAAGAGGGGUCGACACUUUCUUCAACUGGUACUUCUUCACCUUCACGUUCGCUCAGAUCGUGUCCUUGACGCUGAUUGUGUAUGUACAGUCCAACGUUAGCUGGACCAUCGGUCUAGCCAUCCCGGCUAUUCUCAUGUUCCUGGCCUGUCUCAUCUUCUUUGCGGGUGAUAAAAUGUACGUGAAAGUGAAAGCGUCUGGUAGUCCUUUGGCCGGUAUAACUCAAGUUAUAGUGGUUGCUGUCAAGAAGCGGGGAUUGAAGCCGGUGAAGCAGCCCUGGCUUAAUCUCUUCAACUACAUUCCGCCAAAGUACGCUAACUCGAGCCUUGGAUACACCGCCCAGUUCACGUUUCUUGACAAAGCGGCGAUCUUGACCCCCGAGGACAGGUUAAACCCUGAUGGGUCGCCGGCCGAGCCAUGGAAGCUCUGUACAAUGCAGCAAGUCGAGGAAAUGAAAUGCAUUCUGAGAGUUCUCCCGAUCUGGUUUGCAGCCGCGAUUUACUUCCUAGCCAUAACUCAGCAGAUGACGUAUCCAGUGUUCCAGGCUCUUCAGAGCGACAGGCGGCUAGGCUCUUUGGACUUCCAGAUCCCGGCUGCCACCUACGUCGUGUUCUUGAUGACAGGAAUGACGGUUUUCAUCGUAAUUUACGACCGUCUCUUUGUCCCGUUCAUGAGAAGGCUCACGGGAAAGGACACCGGGAUCACAAUCUUACAGAGGAUGGGAACUGGUAUAGCAUUUGCAGUGGUGAGCAUGGUGGUCUCGGGGAUCGUGGAAGAACGGAGGAGGACCAUAGCGUUGACAAAGCCGACGCUCGGGAUGGCUCCCCGAAAGGGCGCAAUCUCGUCCUUCUCGGGGCUAUGGCUGAUCCCACAACUCACCAUUGCAGGAAUUGCAGAGGCAUUCAUGGCCAUUGGGCAGAUGGAGUUCUACUACAAGCAAUUCCCCGAGAACAUGAGAAGUUUCGCGGGUUCUAUCUUCUACGUGGGGACGGGAAUCUCGGGUUACUUAAGCAGCUUCUUGAUAUCGACGGUCCAUAAAACGACAAGGAAAACGCCAACGGGAAACUGGUUGGCUGAAGAUCUGAACAAGGGAAGAUUAGAUUACUACUAUUUCAUGAUUGCAGGGAUUCUAGCAGUAAACUUUGCAUAUUUCUUGGUCAUGGCCAAGUGGUAUAGGUAUAAAGGCAGUGAAGAGCAGAUAUAUGAGACAAAUGGAGAUACCACCAAGAACCAGCAGGACAAGAUCUCUGUCUGAUGACACUGAGUUUCAAUGUCCCGUAAUCUUCAUUCUCAGACUUAUUUUUUGGUCGUCUCUCUCUCUCUCUCUCUCUCUCUCUCUCUCUCUCUCUCUCUCUCUCUCUCUCUCUCAAAAGUCGUUUUUCCUCUCUUGUUGUAAUGUCUUCUCGUGGUAGAGAAGUGGGAUUAUAUUAACCAAACCCAUAUUAUGUAUGGAAGAAAUAAAAAGUGGUGUCCAUUAUAUCUUA
Messenger RNA from Tarenaya hassleriana, 2192 nucleotides. Its product is annotated as protein NRT1/ PTR FAMILY 2.11-like. Bases 152 to 1963 code for a protein of 603 amino acids. Gene Ontology annotation, biological process: transmembrane transport. The record is from RefSeq and is a predicted model, not a curated record. NCBI's taxonomy places the organism in Eukaryota, Viridiplantae, Streptophyta, Magnoliopsida, Brassicales, Cleomaceae. Gene Ontology annotation, molecular function: transmembrane transporter activity. The transcript is spliced from 4 exons. Gene Ontology annotation, cellular component: plasma membrane.